CUUACGUGAAUCGCGCCAUCUUUGUUCUUGGCAGCAACGGCUUCAAGGAGCUUGUGUUUUCUUCUCGCCUUCCGGUCAGGAGAAAGCACUAGUCGAUUUUUUAUAUGACGUGCCCGCCGAAUUGAGGCUGUAAAAACUGUUUGAUGCUUGUCAGAAGUUACAAGAUAUUAACAAAGGUGAGAAAUUGGUUUGUUGUCCCGUUUUUAGUGCACGUUUUGUUUGGAUUCGUGCGUGAUUGAUCGGAUGAUUGAGUUCCUCGGAUGUUCGUGUCGCUAGUCGGGACAGUUUAACCCGAAUUCACGUAUUUUAAAUCUUUUCCCACGGCAAAUUUUGUCAAAAAUACGAUUAAGUGAUUCACGAGGUUUUCCACUCUAUAACAACAGGUAAAAUAUUGAAAGGGAAUGAAACGUGUUAUCAAACGUGUCAAGAAGCUUUUCUAUGGCGAUGUUUUUGUUGACUUAAAACCAAUUUUCCUUUCCAUGCGGAAUUAUACUUUGUGUUCAAUACAAAACACUACUUCAUUUACUAUUUGGGGUUGAAAAAAGUCCUAACUUUGCGCGAAAACUUGAAACAUGGAUUUCGCGGUCUUUUUGACAGGUACCUGAUGCGGCUUUCCUUCUGUAUGGUGUGUGAGCGUACCAACCUGAUUUCGGUUCGGCAUCGGUCACGCUGGCUCUAAUAGCCAUCAUUUCUAGCUUUCAACUUCAGAAUGGAUAAAUUUUAUUGUUUUUAGUAGAUUGAGUCUUGAAAAUUAUGAGAAAUCGUGCGAGAAUAGGUUUCGUGAGUUACAGGAAAUGUAUUGUGCAAGAGAAAUGGAUGGUUUGUUGAUGAAGGACCCAUAUUGUUUGCUUUAUCUAUGUCCGUCGCGUCGCUCACAGCGGUGCAGGUCUAACAUUCAGCUUUCUUCAAGACUUAAAUUUGUUGUUUUUGCCGUUCACAGGAACGUCGAUGGCUGGCCCAGGACGUUUUGUCGACAUAAAUCGAGCCACGACCGAAGAACUUGAGAGUUUAAGUGGAGUGGGAAGAACAAUAGCGAAGAGUAUUGUGGAAGUACGAACUGCCUUGGGCGGUUUUUCGAGUAUCGAAGACUUGAAAGUUAUCCAAGGAAUCGGAAAAAUUUUCUUUGAUGUCAACAAAAAUGGCUUGUGUUGUACACCGACGUCAUCUGUUACCAGACGCGAGACAAGAGGCUCUGCUAAAGCAAAAACUGGAAGACCCUCGUUAAAUAGAAGGUGUUCUCCUCCACGGACGUCAAGUAAGGGACAAAGCACACCAAAAGGAAAUGGUGGCGAAUCUGCGAAACGGAAACUUUCAUGUAGCAGUAGUCAUCAGUUUGAUGAUGAAGAAAGUGAGAAAACAUCACCAGAAAAGAAAUUUUGUACCCCAGCCCACAAGAGACUGCUAAAACUCCUUCCCCUUAGAAAUUAUGGGACAAUUAAGACUGCAACACCUCUGAUGAGUCCUGUUGACAGCCGCCGCAGACACAUGUCAUUCUGCGGCCAUUCCCCAGCAGGACUGGAUGAAUGGUUGCGCACAUUUCACCAGUGGUCAGUGGAGGAGCGGAAGUACGCUCUCGACGAAAUCAUUGAGACUUGUGAACCUGCAAUUGUGAGGCAUAUUAUGGGUACAAUUGAACCAAGGUUUCAGCGGGACUUCAUAUCUCUGUUACCAAGAGAGCUCGCUUUGUACGUUCUGUCAUUUUUGGAACCCAAGGACUUGCUGCGUGCUGCUCAAACCUGCAAAUGUUGGCAAACUCUUUGUGAUGACAACUUGUGAGUAGGCCUACUUUCUCUUUUCUACCUCAAGUCACCUUAAAAAGAAAUUGGUGACAAAUACAACCUGUUAACUUGGACAGGCAAAAUGGAAAACUUGUCCCGAACAAUUAAUUGUUAUACUUUCAUCUCUAUGAAGUACCAAAUCUUUAUACUGGAAUGUACAUACUUUAUAAGCACAUAAUAAACCGAUAUGUUUGGUAUAUGACUAGGUAACAUCGAAAGGAUAUAUGAAUGCAGGGCUGCAAAAUAACUUUCUAUUCUUAAAAGGACAUCUGUCCUAUUAAGAUGCCAUCUAGGUCGGACAAAACAAAAUUUUGGUCAGACAUCACCAUGCAGUCUUGUCAUGUUUGACUUUGGUAAAUGAUAUCUUUGGUUACAUUUGUAAACUUAUUCACUCAUAUCCUGUGCUUGUACAGAUAAACUAAUGAAUGACAGUGCAAACCCUUCUAAAAUGAGCCGGUUAAUUUUCCAGCAGAAACUUUUUGUCAAGUAAUGAAUAACAUAAUUAGACGCAUUGAGACAACAGACUACCACACUGGCGCUUAUAAUUUGUGAAUUGUUUUCAAUUCAUAGCAAACUUUUACCAUGAUGACUCUUGAAAACUAAGAACAAAAAGAAAAAUCUUGCUGCUUUUCUAAAAGCGUUAUGCUACCUUUCAGGUAAAAUAGAGGACCUACUAUGGUAAUGUAAAAGAAAAGUUCGUUACCCAAGUCAGUGUUGAUUUGUGACUUUGAGAUUGUCCUAACACAAAGUAAAAUUUACUCAAGGUAGAUUUUUAUUCUUCCUUACCGUAAAAUGAUUUCUGAUAAAAAAAUUCUCCGGACAUAAUGUCCAAAGACAGGUGGGAUUUCGUUGGACACAAGCAAAUUUUGGUCAACCAAUGGCCAAUUGCCGACUGUUAUUUGCAGCCCUGUCAGUGUUUUGUGAAUAUAUAUGUCUAUUUCCUUGUAUCAUGAAGGUUAUGAAUCUGACUUUUCUGUGUCUUCAUUUAAUAGGCUUUGGAAACAGAAGUGUAAGCAAGCAAGGAUAGAAGAAGAGCCACUAAAUCCUGUCAAGUGUGUCCGACGCAGAUCUAAUGGUUCACAACAGGUCAACCAAACUACCAAAGCUUUAAAUAGCCCAUUUAAAAAACUUUUCAUGACAAAACAACGUAUUUAUUGGAAUUGGAGGAUGGGACCAUUACGCCCAUCUAAAGUCCUCAAAGGACAUGACGACCAUGUUAUUACAUGUCUUCAGUUUUGUGGUAGUAGAAUCGUGAGUGGUUCUGAUGAUGGCACACUGAAAGUGUGGUCUGCCCUAUCUGGCAAGUGCCUCCGCACUCUUGUGGGGCACACAGGUGGAGUCUGGUCAUCCCAACUGAGUGGUAAUGUAAUUGUCAGUGGCUCCACUGAUCGAACACUCAAGGUUUGGAAUGCAGACACUGGACAGUGCAUGCAUACACUGUAUGGACACUCAUCCACUGUGCGCUGCAUGGACAUGCAUGAUAACACUGUAGUGAGUGGCUCCAGGGAUGGAACUCUAAGAGUUUGGGAUACAUCUUCUGGAAACUGUCUUCAUGUAUUAGUUGGCCAUCUUGCGGCAGUGAGAUGGUAAGUAGGAUUAUAGAUAUACAGUUGAACCUCCUUUAAGUGGUCACCCUGUAUUAAGUGACCAGUAAUAAAAGUCCCGAAAUAAUUGUAGAAAAGAAUGGGGAAUUAUACCUCUAUUAAGCGACUGCGGCCACCUUUUGGCUGUCCCAAGAGUUCUUGAUACACCUAGUUAGGCUUUAUUUUAAGAAUAUGAAGAAAGAAAAUACAGUCCACGAUAGAAUGUGACUACUGAUUGUGGACCAGCAAUGCUGCUCCUGUCGCAUGUGUGUUUCAAAAUAAAGUGAUGUUUCUGCUAAAGAUUAUAAAUUAUUGAGCAGCCAACCUCCAAUAAGUGGCCACUUGUUGGUACCCCAAGGGUGGCCGCUUUAUGGAGGUUCGCCUGUAGUCAUAUAUAUAUUUCUCCUCCCUGUUCUACAUCAGCAAGAAACAGAUCAUCCAUUUAUACUGUUUUCAAUGUAAAAAAUAUUGUGGUAGAUAUCCGUGAAGUGGUUUGUAUAUCAGGAAUUUCAAGGCCCAAGUUAUUUGAAAGACAAUCAGCACAAAGCCAGGCAUAACCACUAUGCCAGCUUGUAUUCUCUGUUACUGGAAACCAGGAAUUAGAGCUCACUGGGCUCUGAAAAACCUGCUGCAGAUAGUUAAGGUCACUGUAGACAACUGUAGCCGCAGGGUAUUUUAGAGGUGCUGAUUGACUGGAAAAUAAUUUUUGUAGUAGUUCACUCAGAUUUCCCAUGUCUAGUUUCAAUAGCUUUUUCAUUUGAACUUCUUGUUGUCAGAAUUACCUACAUAGUAAAUGCAGAGGUGAAUGCUUUUAGUUGGCCUUGAAAACAGAGUCAAUUAAAAGGUUUCUGUGCAAAAGCAGGAUUCAAAAAAACUUGAAUUCCAGCUUGCUCUUUGGGCCAGCUACUCGCACAUUUUGCUAGCCUGGGACCACUUCUUACUCAUCUUAGUUAAUGAUUUUGUUAGAAGAUAACUUGUCUGGUUGGGCAAGUAAGCUUUAUGAGUUACUUACCCCGUGAUAAAAUCUAUUUGUCCUGGACUACCAUGUAGGACUUUUCUUGAGCUCUGAAGAAAGGGAUGAGGUUUUAUGUUCAUGUAAGGUGAUUAUGCAACUUAUACAUAAGAUUUGACUGUUCAUGUACGUUAAGAAUUUAGAAAUGAGCAUGACUUGAAAGCUGUUCUGUUAUGUUUCCUAGUGUGAAGUACGAUGGUAGACGUGUAGUCAGUGGAGCUUAUGACUUCCUUGUAAAAGUUUGGGACCCAGAAACAGAACAGUGUAUACACACUCUACAAGGGCAUACCAACAGGGUCUACUCCUUACAAUUUGAUGGUGUGUACAUUGUUAGUGGUUCACUGGACACCUCAAUACGUGUAUGGCACGUGGAGACUGGUCAGUGCCUUCACACCUUAAUUGGACACCAGUCACUCACCAGUGGCAUGGAACUUAAGAACAAUACUUUGGUGUCUGGGAAUGCUGAUUCAACUGUUAAAAUCUGGGACAUCACUUCUGGUCAGUGUUUGCAAACCCUAGCAGGUCCAAAUAAGCACCAGAGUGCUGUUACAUGCCUGCAAUUCAACAGCCGCUUUGUGAUUACUAGCUCAGAUGAUGGCACAGUGAAAAUCUGGGAUUUGCGCACUGGAGAGUUCAUCAGAGAUCUUGUGAAGUUGGACAGUGGGGGUAGUGGUGGUGUGGUUUGGAGAGUAAAAUGUGAUGAAAAGAAACUUGUUUGUGCUGUGGGAAGCAGAAAUGGUACAGAAGAAACCAAGCUCCUGGUCUUGGACUUUGAUGUACAUGAUUAAUGUUUCAUUCCUUUGAAAAAUCUCUAAAUAAUUUUUGUGCAUUACCCUGAAAGUAAGACUACCUCACAAUUCACAUGGUGCCUUUUUGUAUGGAUUUGAAUAUAGAGUAUACUGACUUAAAAGAUUUCGACUCAUAAAUAGCUAUUGUUACUCUUUAAACUGGGUAGUUGAUUUUUGGGGAGCAAUAGGCACACAACAGAGUUUUCUUGUUGAUCAUAGUCUCUAUUGAGGAGUGGACGUCAGUGUAAAAGUCACAUUUGCCGUCUUGCAAUUGAAGCUUAGCAUUCACCAACGUUGGCUACUUGUAUGUAUGCACACAUUCAGUUUAUAAAAAUACACUAACACUAACAUCAACUCUUUUAUAUAUCAACUAAGUUUCAUCCCUUUGGUCCCAAUCCCAAUAUGUCCCAAAAUCACCUUUGUAAUAAAUGUUUAAUCAUACAAAUAGCAAAGUAGAAGAUUUUAUAGAAGGAAUCUUUUAGUUGAAUUGGAACUCAUUGUAUCAAACAUUAGCGAAAUAUAUAAAGUCAUGCAACAAAAUUAUUAUAUUGCAGACAUACAUGAUCUGUAAUGGUAGAGUUGUUGCUUUAGACUGCUUACAAAACAACUUCAGCAAAAGCUACAGUUCAUUGACUUUGUGAAUGAACUUGUUUAUCAUCAAGUCAAUCAAGCAAGGAGAAAUGCCUGCUGGCCAGGCAAAUAAAUAAAAUUCAAUUAUUGUAAGAAUUUAACAAAUGUAUCCAUCAAGGACUGUACAAAAAGAGUGACUCACCUCGAUGAGAAGUUACAAAAAUAUAUAUAUUUUUGACAGCAUUGAAAUAUCAUUAGAGCAAAUGUGGGAUAAUUUUGCUUGUGUUCACUGCUGUCAGCGUGUCUUUGUAUAUUGUUACGGGACUUAAAUGGCAUUGGAUAUUUUGUGGUAUCCUUAAGUAAUUUUUCAACUUGUGUUUUUGGAACUGGCAUCAUUUUCAGACGAUUGUGAAGUCUGUAAUAAGUUACAUGUUGGGUCACACAUCAAUGAUGGAAGAAAAUAAAGCUUAUUUUUGUACUAUCUGC
Porites lobata is the source of this 6217-nucleotide messenger RNA. The record is from the annotation of a GenBank genome assembly. Lineage: Eukaryota; Metazoa; Cnidaria; Anthozoa; Scleractinia; Poritidae.